Pseudomyrmex gracilis is the source of this 3978-nucleotide messenger RNA. RefSeq names its product nuclear receptor-binding protein homolog (gene Madm). Gene Ontology annotation, cellular component: endomembrane system; cytoplasm. Gene Ontology annotation, molecular function: ATP binding; protein serine/threonine kinase activity. Gene Ontology annotation, biological process: intracellular signal transduction; endoplasmic reticulum to Golgi vesicle-mediated transport; protein phosphorylation. NCBI's taxonomy places the organism in Eukaryota, Metazoa, Arthropoda, Insecta, Hymenoptera, Formicidae. The transcript is spliced from 11 exons. The record is from RefSeq and is a predicted model, not a curated record. Bases 615 to 2447 code for a protein of 610 amino acids.
GACGAUCGGGGUGGGCGACGUGAGCAAAGACAGAGCGAAAAUGAGUUGUACCAGAGCAGUGUGUGUCACGUCGAAGCAGUUUCGCUCGCAAUAGGGAGGUUUUAUUUUGACAGUGCGAUACGCGGGCGGCCAGCGCGAUGUUCAGCGGAACGACGCGUUCUUGAGCGAAGCCGAGUAGCGUCGAGUAGCGCGCGUUCGUCGCGUAAGAUCAGAAAUAUCGUCGCUCCCGGGCCCGAGCUUAGUUGGAGACGAGCGGGCGUGCUGUGUGUGUGCUUGCAUGUGUCACUUGAGUGCAGUGCGAGCGGAGAGCACGUAGUAUACCUAUAUACCUACCCUGUACGCGUGUUAUUACGCACGAGUAACGUUCACGCAUCAUUUGCGACGUUGUUGUUAUUGUUGUGUUGUUACUGCCGCCGUCGCCGACAUCAACGACGCAGACGCUGCCGCUGCUGUUUUUGCACGCUAUCACCCACGAGUCGGAGUACGUCGCCGGUUGUGAUCAUCGGUAGAGACCAAAUGCGGGACUGAGAGAGCCGUGAGAAUUAAAAAACGUCGUCGUCACCGAUGAGUUUUGGCCUGCUGUUCGCUGCUGCCUUUCUAACUAAACACGUGUGAUGCCCGGGAGCCGCUCCAGUACGGACCCAGAGCACAAGUCACCGCGGGAAAGUGGUGAGGAUUCCGAGGAUGAGAGCGAGAUCCUGGAAGAGAGCCCGUGCGGGCGGUGGCUUAAACGCCGGGAAGAGGUAUAUGUAGGUUCCAAAUCCACAUUAGCAGAAGGUACUAACUUUGGAUCAACGAGAGGAACCGAAAACGAAAUAGCUGAAAUGGAAGUGGAACAACGAGAUGUUCCUGGAAUUGACUGCGCCUAUCUGGCAAUGGACACAGAAGAAGGUGUCGAAGUUGUAUGGAAUGAAGUGCAAUUUUCGGAAAGAAAAAAUUUCAAGUCCCAAGAAGAAAAAAUACAGCUUGUUUUUGAGAACCUCACACAAUUGGAGCACGCUAACAUUGUUAAAUUUCAUAGGUAUUGGACAGACACCCAUAAUGACAAACCCCGAGUUAUAUUUAUAACAGAAUAUAUGUCAUCCGGAUCUCUAAAACAGUUCCUAAAGAGAACAAAACGCAAUGUGAAAAAGUUGCCUCUACAAGCAUGGAAACGAUGGUGUACGCAAAUACUUUCUGCGCUCAGUUAUUUGCAUUCCUGCUCACCUCCUAUUAUCCAUGGAAAUCUUACCUGCGACACUAUAUUUAUUCAACAUAACGGACUUGUAAAAAUUGGCUCAGUUCGCAAUAUUUUAAUUACAGUUGCGCCAGAUGCGAUUCAUCACCACAUUAAAACUUGUAGAACGAACAUGAAAAACAUGCAUUUUGUGGCUCCAGAAUAUGGAAAUUCCGUUACACCGGCCAUUGAUAUUUAUUCGUUCGGGAUGUGCGCUCUCGAGAUGGCCGCGUUGGAAAUCCAGGGAAAUGGUGAUACGGGUACAGUCGUUACCGAAGAGAACAUCCGGAAGACAAUAGAAUCUUUAGAUGAUGUUCAACAAAAAGAUUUUAUUCGUAAAUGUCUUCAGGUGGACCCGCUUAGUAGACCGAGUGCGAGAGAGUUGCUGUUUCAUCCCGUUCUUUUCGAAGUGCAUUCUCUCAAGUUACUCGCAGCACACGCGUUGGUCAAUUCAGCUACUAACAUCUCGGAAACAAUCACGGAUGAAGUGUUGCAAAGGCUAUAUGGGCCAGAUACCGUAGUCGCCGAAGUAAAAUAUCAAGGAAUGCUGCCGCAACAAAUACGGUUGAGUGAUAUUCCCGUUACAGAAAAGUUAGAGAAAUUUGUUGAAGAUGUAAAAUAUGGAAUAUAUCCAUUAACCGCAUUUAUGGCGAAAUUACCUCCACCUGCUCGACCGAGAGCGAUAUCGCCCGAAGUAACGGAAUCGGUUAAAUCUGUUACGCCUGAACCUGUGGAUGUGGAGUCAAGACGAGUAGUUAAUAUGAUGUGUAAUGUUAAGCCUAGAGAAGAUAGUAAUGAAUUACUUAUGACAAUAUUGUUACGAAUGGAUGACAAAAUGAAUAGACAAUUGACAUGUCCUGUGAGCCAAACGGAUACUUCGAUGCUUCUCGCGCAGGAACUAGUACAUUUUGGUUUUAUUAAUGAGAACGAUCGUGAUAAAAUAGCCAAUUUAAUUGAAGAGGCAUUGAGGAGAUAUUUCAACAAGCAAAUAAUGACACCGGGAAUAGUGUCGUUAACUAAUCUUCCUACUCAAACUACUUUAUUGCUGCCUGAUCCGGAAUUUCCAUGUUUGCAACACUUCGACAAUUCCGUGUGCAACGCCACAACAUCCAAUAGUGAUAACGCAACCAAUUUGCUGCCAAAAACCUCAGGUAUACCUGUGUCAAGUAAUAAAACGAGUAAUCUCCACGACGAUGCGGAACCGCCGACAAUCAGCGAGAGCGGUAGUUAACCAUCCAGGACAUCUGACAACUCAGUUUACUGUGCCACUUUGCACGCUUUAUGUAUAGACUGGCUAUGUAUUUUUAUAUUUAAGUAAACAGAAAGGAAAAGUAUGCGUGAGAGAGAGAGAAAGAGAGAGAGAGAGAGAAAUGGAAGUUAAAAUGGGAAGGUGCCGUGGCUAAGCUUCUAGACUGAAAAUGCGCAAGUUAGAAAAAUCUUCAUUUUCGUUUAGGUUAUCCAAGUAACAGCAGGUUUCUGAUUUUCUGUUACUUUCGUUUCAUAUUGGCUUCGUUUUACGAGUUCGUUUUUUUCUUUUUUUGUUUUUUUUAUGACACACAAAGGUUUAUCUGUUAUAUCGUUUAUACAGAUAUGCAAUAAAUUGACAAAGGGAAUGUAUGAAUUUGAUGUAAAAAGACCAAACUAUUCUUGUGAUUGUAUGACUAAAAAGAUAGAGGUUUGCUGAAAUGUUCAUAUAUUGCACGAAAAUGUGCUACAUAUAUACUGUUUGAUACGUUUUAUUAACUACCCGCUGGUAGUUUAAUAUAGUUAAGAUAGAUUUAUUAUGUAAUAUGUGUUUCUCUCACUUGAAAUUACGAAAGGUGAAAAUUAAUUAAAUUUAUGGAAAUUGUACAUGUUGCUCUUUAAAAUGAUGCGUUGUAAAAUUUAUUUUGUGCGUACAAAUUGACAAGAUUUCAAUUUUAUCAUACGUACAAAACUUAUCUUUUCAUUGUAUAGCUAUUAUAAUUAUAAUUAUUAAUUAUAAUAUUAAAAGACAUUUGUGUAGAUUUUCUCUUUCAGUUCUUCUUUCGAGCGAAUUUCAGUCUAUCGCUACUCUUUUGUCAAAAUACUCAUUAAAAGCUACUAUAAAAAAAAAAAAAUCUGUCUAAAAGUGAGCGAAUAUAAAAACCGAGACACACGAUGCUUUUCUCACGACUGAUCCGUUCUUAUUAACUUCGUAACAUACGUUGAAGGCACAACGCAUGCGUUACGCUCGGUCUAUGUAAAACGCAGGUUACAGAGUCUCGAGGAACUGACCACUAGUUGAUUCCUGCGACUUGUAUGGACAAGAGAUUAUGAAUUCUUGUGCAGACAACAUGUGUCAAUGUAUUGCGCAAUAAUGAUGAAAUUUUCGAUUACAUGCGAACACCAGAUCAACGAAUCGUAAUUUGGAAACCGAAGCGUCAAAUUGUUACGGUGCUCGCAUGCUCGAUCUAUAUUACGAAGAACAUCGUGGGUCGCAGGCUUAAAGCGUUCGCAAGAAAGAGAAUAAAGCCGCUUGCUUUUUUUUAUUUAUCAUACGUUUAUUUUUUUUUUUUUAAUUUUAGUUGCAUAGGUGAAAUCAGUACGCGAUUGCGAUUAUGACGUAAUACCUGGCUCAACAAAUUAAUUUGAUAAAUAAUUAGUUAAAGCCACGGCCCUGUUCUAUACUUGGGUAUUAUUGAUGUGAUUAAACCAAGACGAUUAAAUCUCUAUAAAAAUUAGCUGAAAAAAUCCUUGUAAAUACUUUAUAUUUUUAAGAAAAAAAAAAAAAAAUCUGUUGA